Molecule: messenger RNA, 1935 nt
Organism: Closterium sp. NIES-65
Lineage: Eukaryota; Viridiplantae; Streptophyta; Zygnematophyceae; Desmidiales; Closteriaceae
Source: the annotation of a GenBank genome assembly
AUGUCGCAUUCCUCUGAAGCCGUUGACUCGCAAUCCGCGUCGCCCGGCAUGCAGCCAUCAUGGACGCGAGAGGAGGACGCGGUGCUGCUGCGCCACGCGCUGCAGUGCGGCACGAAGCAGUGGGGCGAGCUGGAGAGGAGCGGUCAGCUCAAGAGGAGCAACAAGUCGUGCUGUAACCGUUACAUCUUCCUCCGAAGGAAGUUCACAGACCGCUUUCACCAGAACUUCCUGCGAAAGCACCUGGGAGCUGCUGCAUUUUCCCGGCCCCUUAUUCCAUUGGACGGCCACAGUCAGCCACUGCUCUGCCAGGAUUUCAAGCAGCAGCAGCAGCAGCGCUCGGAUGGCGUGGGAGCAGUGGCACUGACAUUCGGGGGGCUGUCGUACAAGGAGUGCGUGAUGGCGUUCCUCGCCCCCAAUGCUCGCUGCUGCCUCCCAGCAACCCCGCCCAACCUCUCAUCCCUCGCCACCCCUCCUCCCGCUUCCCAGACUCCUUUUCCUGCUUCCAAAACCGCCUUCCUCUCUGCUGCUGCUGCUUCUACCACCGAGUUUCCAUUCUCCCGUGAUGCCGUCCCCGUUGCUGCUGCCUCCAGUGCCGCUGCUCUGCGCCGUGCAGUGAAGCGGCCAAGGGACGACUGCGUUGGGAGGGGGGACGACUGCGUUGGGAGGGGGGACGACUACGUUGGGAGGGGGGCCGACUGCGUUGGGAGGGGGGCCGACCAACGUCUGCCGGGUGGUUGUGACAGCCGGUUGGUGCGAAGCGGGUUGGUGCGAGACGGAUUGGUGCAAGGUGGGAUGGUGAGUAGCACGGAGCGCCGGCAUCAGUCAGCAGUGGCGGAGCAGUUUGAGCAGCAGGGGGCGAGCAGCAGCGUGCAGCAGGCAGCGGACGAAGCCCUUCUGGAGGCUCUGCUGCAGGAGGAGCGUCGCCAGCUGCAGCAGGGAGGAGCGGGUAGCAGGGCGCAGCGGGUGCUGUGGCCGCGCGUUGGGUCAGAGAGUGCCCUUCCAGUCGACGUGCUGCUGGGAUUCAGCUGUGAGGACCCUGCCUUCACGCAACGCGCCGCUCUCUCUGUUCCUCCGCCUACCCAGCCGCCCAAACCUCUGCCAUCGCCAUUGCCUCCCCAACUCGCUGCUCCGCCUGGCUCUGCUUUCUGCAUUGGUAAUUCCACCCCUUGUGCUGAUUUCGCGGUGCAGCGGGUGGACUGGCCGCAUGUUGCGUCGGAGAGUGCCCGUGACCUUCCACACGACGUGCUGCUGGGAGACCGUACCUCCGCGCAACGUGCUGCUCUCUCUGCUCCUCCGCCCACCCAGCCACUUGCACCGCUGCCAGCAGCAAUGGCCUCCCCACUCGCUGCUCUGCCCGGCUCUGCUCCCGGCAGCACAAGCAGCUGCAUUGCAGAGGUACUUGCUGGGAGUACGUGUGGGUGUGGCACAGAGGAGCAGGAAUACGUGGAUGCAUGCAUUAUCGUGCUCGACAACGGAAGCUCCACCGACAACAACAGCAACGGCACCGACAACAACGACAACAGCAACAGUGGCAACGACAACCAGAGUGACAGGGACAAGGAUGCUCUCUUUCUCGACACGCCCAUGGCCCACCUGCUGCUGGCUGGGAGUGCCCUCGCUGUGCCCUUGGCCAGUGGGCCUCAGGCUCAGGGGCCUGCACCCCCCGGUGCUGCUGGGCCACCCCCCGGUGCUGCUGGGCCACCCAGUCGGGCUGCUGGGUCAGCCGUGGCAGAAUGGGCGGCAGAGCAAGGAGGGGCCGGGGAGGCAGGUGCUGACUGGCACAGGCAGCAGCAAGGGCUCACCCAGGAGGCGACGCUUGCACAGUGGAAGGCGUGUGGGUGUGUAGAGCUGGACCGUGCUGCAGCAGCCCUUCCCAUCCGGUGCUCUACCGGCUCUCUGUUUGACACGCCCUGCCAUGCUGCCUCCGUGGCCUGA